UCAUUGCAAGGGGCAGGCCCUUCCCCUAUUGGUUCCCUAGCAAGGGCCUUUCCUUCCCACCCCAGGUUUAAGUCUCUGGCUAAGCUUGAGCCAGAGUUUUUCCUCUUCUAGAGGUUAAGCCACUGCCUAAGCUUACCCCUACCAGGGCUCUCAGCAUGUUGGCUGUGGCUGGGGCAGUGGUGCCCUUUGCCCUGAGUGCCAUGGGCUUCACUGGGGCAGGAAUUGCAGCUGGAUCCAUAGCAGCCAAGAUGAUGUCUGCUGCAGCCAUUGCCAAUGGAGGUGGAGUUGCAGCAGGAAGCCUGGUAGCCAUGUUACAGUCAGUGGGGGCUGCCGGACUCUCUAUACCAUCCACCGUCACCCUGGGCACCGUGGGAGCCAUCGUGGGGGCCUUGUUUUGAACUUAGGAGACAACACUUCUACCAGCUGAAGCCAAAGCCUAGCCAGGAGACAGUAUACCAAGAUGAACCCCAAAAUUUCCACUGGAGUCAGAGAAAGAUGAAAAUAAAGGUUAAAGGCUGGUGUGCCUGUCUUCACUUUGU
Messenger RNA from Acomys russatus (golden spiny mouse), 539 nucleotides. RefSeq names its product interferon alpha-inducible protein 27-like protein 2. The record is from RefSeq and is a predicted model, not a curated record. Gene Ontology annotation, biological process: apoptotic signaling pathway. The transcript has 3 exons. Bases 156 to 398 code for a protein of 80 amino acids. Lineage: Eukaryota; Metazoa; Chordata; Mammalia; Rodentia; Muridae. Gene Ontology annotation, cellular component: mitochondrion; membrane.